AUGUCCUCACCCAACAUCCCCAAAACAAUGGGCGCGAUCGACAUCAAAGGCGGCAAAGGCGGCAUCUCCGCGCUCUUCCUCAACAAAGAAACGCCCGUGCCCAAACCCACCGCAACUCAAGCCCUCGUCAAAAUCAAGGCCUUCGGCCUCAACCGCAUGGACCUCCUCCAACGCGAAGGCCUCUACCACUUCCUCCGCAAGCCCCCGCCACCCUGGGCCUCCGAACACGAGCGCGAUUUCAAAAUCGGCUCGGAGGUGUUUGGGCUGGCGUAUGGAGGCGCGUACGCGGAAUAUAUAGCCGUGAGCACACACAUGCUGGUGCAUAAGCCCGCGGAGUUGAGCUGGGAGGAGGCGGCGGGCGUGCCGGAGACGUGGAUUACUGCGACGCAGGCGCUGUGGAUGAUUGGCGGGUUGGAUGAGACUAUUGGGAAUAAGGCCACGAAGGAUAAGAGGGUGUUGUGGCAUGCGGGUGCCAGUGGGGUGAGUAUUUCUGGGGUGCAGCUGGCGUUGAGUGAGGGGGUGAAGGAGGUGUUGAUUACGACGAGUAGUCAGGAGAAGAUUGAUUUUGUGAAGGGGUUUGUUGAGGGUGGGAAGGAGAAGGUGUUUGGGUUUAGGUAUAAUGAUCCGGAGAAGCCGUGGGAGAAGGCGGUGUUGGAGCAUACUAAUGGGGAGGGGGUGGAUCUUAUCAUCGACUUCAUUGGUGGAUCGUACUUCAAUGCGAAUUUGGAUGCGGCGGCGCAGAACGGACGCAUCGUCAGCUUAGGCACCAUGGGCGGCGCGAAAGCCGACGUGCCCGGUGGUGUGGACAUCGGUCGGUUCUUGAGAAAGAGGUUGAGGUAUGAAGGCAGCACAUUGCGCGCGCGAGACGAGGCAUACCAAGGGAAGUUGAGGGAUAUGCUCAACGAGCAUGCGCUUCCGAGGUUUAAGGAUGGGAGGUUCAAGGUGCCCAUGGAGAAGGUUUUUAGUUGGAAGGACGUGCAGGAUGCGCAUAGGAUGUUGGAGGCGAAUACCAGUAAGGGGAAGAUUAUAUGCGUAGUCGACUAA
Messenger RNA from Cyphellophora attinorum, 1044 nucleotides. RefSeq names its product Quinone oxido PIG3. Gene Ontology annotation, molecular function: oxidoreductase activity. The record is from RefSeq and is a predicted model, not a curated record. The transcript is spliced from 2 exons. Lineage: Eukaryota; Fungi; Ascomycota; Eurotiomycetes; Chaetothyriales; Cyphellophoraceae. The coding region runs from base 1 to 1044 and encodes 347 amino acids.